Molecule: messenger RNA, 1824 nt
Organism: Brenthis ino (lesser marbled fritillary)
Lineage: Eukaryota; Metazoa; Arthropoda; Insecta; Lepidoptera; Nymphalidae
Source: the annotation of a GenBank genome assembly
AUGGCGAAUCCUAGAAAAUUUAGUGAAAAAAUUGCCCUCCACAAUCAAAAGCAGGCUGAGGAAACAGCAGCUUUUGAAAAAAUUAUGCGUGAAGUUUCCGACGCAACCAAUAAGGUUAACUCUAGUAGUCGGCGAGCCAAAGUCAAAGCUCCCCCUGAACCAGAAGUUGUUGAAUCCUUAGUACCAACACAACAGGGAUUGGGAACAUUCCGGAGUGGCUCUCUUCCUAAUGUUGCAGCACAGCCACCAACAAAGCCAGAAGCUAUUAAGCCCGAAGAAGUAACAUUAGCAACUCAGUAUGGUCACGGUGGUAGGAGCGGAGGGACUUCCCCUACACCAAGGAGUCCAGGGCAAAGGGGUCGAGCAUCUAGUUCAGUAGGACCGAUGAGGCGGCCUGCAGAUAGAAAGCAUGAUACCAGUCCAUAUGGAAGCACAGUGUAUUUGAGUCCACCGCCGGACAGCAAUUGGAGGAGAACAAACUCAGACUCAGCGUUGCACCAGUCGUGUGGUGAGCAGCAGGCGACGGCCCCACCACUCUCACCGCACCACCCCCUGCAUUCCCACGCCCACCCACACUUGCACCCCCACCAAAAUCAUCGACGAGCUGGCAACAUUCAUCUCGAUGUUCUAGCCACCCUGGGAAUGAAUCCAACCAACCGUCCGCGAUCUUCGUGUGAAAUACCAAGAAUACCUAACAAUAACAAUGUAUACGAGAGUGGAGGGGACGGGGGAGGAGGGGGAGGGGGAGGUCCAGGUGGAGGUCACGGGGGCAACGCGGGAGGCGCGGGGGGUCUCAGCUGCGACUUCCAAGUACCAGGAGGUUCCCUACCGGACCUCACGUCGGUGCACUUCCCGCCGCCCCACUACCUGCCGCAUCGGACCUCGCCGGACUACCAGCCGAGAUACUCGCCGACGUCGCCGGGCGGCGGCAGCGCGUCGCCGGCCACGGGCGGCCUGUCGCCGGCGUCGGGCUCGCCCGUCGGCGCCACCGUGCCGGCGCCGCUCGCCGCCAUGCACCACGACCACGCGCUCUACGACACGCAGAAUCACUUAUCUGUACCAAACACAAAUAAUUAUCUCCAUCAUAAUAAGAACAUGUCCCCAUUAGACCAUAGCUGGAUGACGUCGAAUUACCAGUCGCACUGUAGUCCGCCCUCCCAAUAUUCGUCCACGUCAAAUAUAAACAUACCUUCACCCACAAUGGUACACAGUCCCGGCAGUCCCGUGGAAUCUCCGCAGAAUACGGACUACCUACACCAAGCACUCUUACAACCGUUCGAGCAAAUCACAAUGCUGGACGCUCCUACUUCGACCUACAACACAACGUACAUCAACCACAGUUCACCGCACUCACAGCAAACGACAAACUCAACGCACACGUACUCUCAGUCGUCACACGGCGGUCAUACCGGCCACGCGCACAGCGGACACGGUCACGGUCACGGCGGUCACGGCCACAUGUCGCCGGCGCCGGAGCCGCGGCGCGCGCGCGACCCGGUGGCGGGCGGCGGCGCCUUCCCCGCGCUGCAGCCGCUGGCGUCACCGCAGCAGCCGCCCACGCCCGCCACGCCGGCAUCCAUACCAGAUAUCAUAUUGACAGAUUAUUCAGGGGAACUGGACCCGGGCAUAUUCGGCGGCGAGGAGGCGCAACUGCGCGCCGGCCUCGACCUCGACGACCUCACGCUCCUCGAGGAGCCCAGCGCGCUGCUGCCCGACUCCGCCGUCGAGCACGAGUUUCGCCUCGACCGCCUCGAUCGCCUCGACCGCCUCGACCAUCUCGACCGCCUCGACCACCUCGACCGCCUCGACCGCCUCGACCACUUG